Molecule: messenger RNA, 483 nt
Organism: Peronospora farinosa
Lineage: Eukaryota; Oomycota; Peronosporomycetes; Peronosporales; Peronosporaceae
Source: the annotation of a GenBank genome assembly
AUGUACAAUCUAGUGUCUCCCAUGGACUACGGGGACUCGCUGCGGUCUAGUAACGUGCGUCGGCGCCGUAACAAAGCGGUACGCAUGUUUCUAACAGACAACUUGGCACUUCCAGCCUUGAAAAUUUUCGGUCGUGUAGCUUGGAAUCUCAUUCAAAGUCAUUACGUUGACUAUUUCAAAGACGAGAUGUUCGCGCAGCGUUUAAAGACUAUGAACGCUAGUGAGAUGAUACGAGAAUUUAACCUCACACUCCCAAUAGAGGCGAUCGAAGAGAUACAAGAUGAAGAUAGCCGACUAAACACAACGCAGGCAUACGAGUAUGAUGGAGAAAAAAAGCGAGCUCAAUUAUACAGACAGUACCCGCAGCUUUUGAACCAUACGAGAAUUACUCGAACCAGUUUUACACCCGAGCCGAUACUUUGCCGCCACCCACAUUUCCUGCCGACAGCUAUCCGUGGCUUUGGUCUUCGCAGCUUAACAUGA